Podarcis raffonei (Aeolian wall lizard) is the source of this 1212-nucleotide messenger RNA. RefSeq names its product apolipoprotein O (gene APOO). Bases 172 to 798 code for a protein of 208 amino acids. NCBI's taxonomy places the organism in Eukaryota, Metazoa, Chordata, Lepidosauria, Squamata, Lacertidae. Gene Ontology annotation, cellular component: MICOS complex. Gene Ontology annotation, biological process: cristae formation. The record is from RefSeq and is a predicted model, not a curated record. The transcript is spliced from 9 exons.
CUGUCGGUGUUCAUUUCCUAGCAGAGUUCCUAUCAGGCUUUUUAAAACGACUAAAUCGUAUGCAUUUUGAUGGCGCUGACUCCCAAGCGAGUUUAGGAUUGUAGUCUUGUGUUGUAGAGGGGCUGUUUAUAGUGCAAUCCUGCACACAUCAAAUCAGAGGUAAAGCUAUUGAUGGCUGCUCCUGCUAGUUUAAGCUUCCUUGCUGUACAAGUUUAUGCCGCUGCUCCUGAGAAUGAUGCAUCUAAAAAGAACUUACUGAAAGUUGAUGAGCUUUCACUCUAUACUAGUCCAUCACCAAAAUCAAAGUAUGUGGAAGAUACGCAUACACAGUUGGAGGAAGGUAUCUGUUAUGUGCGGCAAUCUUUGGAGCCAUACACAGCCUGGUUUCAGGGUUUUUCUGACAAAGCCAUGCCCAAAGUAGAAAAAGCAGCUGAAUAUGGCAGAGAAGGCUACGAACUUCUCAAAAGCCCACCUCCAGGAUUUUAUCCAAGGCUUGGUGUCAUAGGUUUUGCUGGUAUUGUUGGCUUGUUUGUGGCUAGAGGUUCCAAAAUAAAGAGGUUGGUGUAUCCAGCAAGCUUCAUGGGGAUUGGUGCCGCUCUCUACUACCCGCAGCAAGCCAUUACCCUUGCCAAGGUAACUGGUUCUCAGCUGUACGACUGGAGUCUCCAAGCCUACAUAAAUAUAGAAUCUCUCUGGAAAGAUCCUCCCAAAAAGAAAAAAUCUGCAAAAGCCAGUGACAAGGGUGAUGCAGAUAGUGACAAAACAGCAAAAGUACAAGAAGAAAAAGCAAUAAAAUAGAAUUGUCUAUGGCUUCUCAAUGAACAGAUGGAUUGAGAGCCUGCAGGAGAUCAACACCUUUCUAAAAAAAGAACAGAAUCUGUGUUGACUAUGAGUACAUUUUGUCUGUGGUUUGGCUCAACAAGAACAAGACUUACAAUCUGUUUGAAAGCACCGUAUCUGGAUCUGAAGGGACACAGUCCUGUUAUUUGCCAGCUUUGGACUUUAGGUCAGAGUUCAGCAAGAUUACUCAUAGAUUUUGUCAGGACCUCAGUCUACGUCUGCAACCCUGAGCCCUGCUUACAAGGAAGUACUGGACUUAAUGGGACUUAAUUCUAAAUAAUUGCUUAGAAGUGUCCUGCAAGUUGAGUCUCAGAACUCCUCUGUCUGUUGUUACUAUUUAUAGGCUUAAUUAAAAUGAAUGCCUGAUUCCCC